GCCGCCGGCUGGAGGGCCUUGCGCUCCCAGUGCGCGCCCCGCGCCUGCCCAGCCCCGCAGGAACAACAAGAGAAGCUGGCUGCGCGGGACUGGUGUGACCAAGCAGAUGACUGGGGAGCACGCGAUGAAUUUGAACCCCCUGAACUGAACCCCUCUCGCUUGCUGGGUGUAAAUGAAGCGAGCAACUCUUGCUUGCCCAAAGAAGCAGAGUGUGCAGCCCAGUUACAGGGGCUUAGCUUGGCUGAAGCUGUGGAUGUACCCGAUCCCAUAUGUAUUCAUCUUCCAGCUGGAGAAGAGAGAGUAAUGUCUAGCUCUGUCCCUGUGUUCAAGCCCUACUACAUCAGUGUUGUGGAUGAGGAAGACUACACUGGUUACGUUGAUACGGAUCAUGCACACAGGCUUCUAAAGGAAUAUCAACAGAGAGAGGGUAUUAAUUUGGAAGAGUUGAUGUCAGAAAGUUUUGCAGGUGAAGGUGAUCAUGAGAAAUAUGAGAAGAGCAAACUCCGAAGUAGGGACCACGUGUUCCACAAAUUUAUGAAAAGAAUUUCUGCCUGUCCUGAACAAAUUCUGAGAUACUCCUGGGGCGGUGAGCCUUUAUUUAUAACAUGCCCUCCAUUCGACAUCAGCAGAGGGGUUCCAGCCUGUAGUAACUGUGGAAGUAACAGAGUCUUUGAGUUCCAGCUUAUGCCAGCACUGGUCAGCAUGCUUGAAAGUGAUGCAGAUCUGUCAAUCGAAUUUGGGACAGUUUUGGUUUACACAUGUGAAAGAAGCUGUUGGUCAGUAAAUCAGAAGAAUCCCCUAGAGGAAUUUAUUUUUAUACAAGAAGACCCAGAUCAGCAACUAUUUAAAUAAACUUAAUUCUUCCUUGUAAAGCCA
Messenger RNA from Gavialis gangeticus (Gharial), 876 nucleotides. RefSeq names its product programmed cell death 2 like (gene PDCD2L). Gene Ontology annotation, cellular component: cytoplasm. The annotation marks the transcript as partial. The record is from RefSeq and is a predicted model, not a curated record. The transcript is spliced from 5 exons. NCBI's taxonomy places the organism in Eukaryota, Metazoa, Chordata, Crocodylia, Gavialidae.